Molecule: messenger RNA, 780 nt
Organism: Rhipicephalus microplus (southern cattle tick)
Lineage: Eukaryota; Metazoa; Arthropoda; Arachnida; Ixodida; Ixodidae
Source: RefSeq, a predicted model, not a curated record
AUGCAGGUAUGGCGUGAGAAGUAUUUGGACCUUGCAGUGGGCUGGAAGCUCCUGUUGUGUCUUAUGAAUAUGAAGCACGGCCUCACGUUGUCUGCGUUAGGAGUUCUCUUUGGCAUUCACCGCACUAGUUCGUCGCGGAUUUUUUCUGCCACUUUGAAUGUCCUGUAUGUCGCUACUCAAAAGUGUAUCAAGUGGUUUUCAAGGGAUCUUGUCCAAGCCACAAUGCCUCCCUCUUUCUGCGUGUGCUAUCCAAAUUGCAGAGUUAUUGUCGACUGUUCAGAAGGGAGAAUAGAGAUACCAGUUAAAGUCGCUAACAGGGUUAACAGCUGGAGUAACUACAAUAGUGACUUUACUCUGAAAUUCCUAGUUGGGAUGUCUCCAUCCGGUUAUAUAACAUAUAUUUCGGAUGUGUAUUGGGGCAGGUCGAGCGACACAUGCUAUCUUGUGAACUCUGGGUUGAUCAGCUUGUUAGAACCCGCGGAUAUGGUGACGGCGGACAAAGGCUUCCCGCGUGUCAAGUGUGACUUGGAAAGUAAGGACCUGACACUUGUCAUGCCACCAUUUGCAAAAGCCAACCAACAGUUCACAAAGGCGGAGAUGCAAAAAACUUAUAAGGUUGCAUCUAAUCGCACUCAUGCAGAGAGAUGCAUUCAGCGUAUAAAGAGUUUUCCAAUAUUGAGUAAAAGGCUAACUCUGGAACUUAAGUGUCACAUUGACGAGGCAGUACAUCUGUGCAGUGUGUUAGCCAACACUCAAGGACCGGUAUUCAAGACUGUGUAA